Lactuca virosa is the source of this 780-nucleotide messenger RNA. The record is from the annotation of a GenBank genome assembly. Lineage: Eukaryota; Viridiplantae; Streptophyta; Magnoliopsida; Asterales; Asteraceae.
AUGCUCUCCAUCUCAAUCAAUCGAUCUAAUCAACUUUUCCUUCCACCACCACCAGUACUCAUUCCAAAAACACGUUUUCUCUUCUUUUUGCCCUUAACAACCAAAUCGCUCCUCCAAAAAAACACGACGACCUCUCCUUCUUCAGCGUCGAAUCCUACCACCUCCGGUCUCCUCUCCCAAUGCCACUCUCCUCCAGUCCCGUCGCCAUCGCGUCCAUUCUCCAAUAGUCGAAACACAACUCCGAUUAAGACUAUCACUUCUUGGUUCCUUGAUUGUUUAAUUGCUGAUUCUUCAAUUAACGAUCUCACCAAGUCCGUCGUUGUUGCUAGAGGGACAAGAAUUCUUCUUCCAUGGGAGCUCCUACAACCAUUUUUAAGGAUCUUGGGCCACUGUUUACCUGGUCCAUUGAAUCUAAACGAUAUGAAAGAUGCAAUAUCUACAACAGUUCGAUAUUUUUGGAUUCAAAAUAACCAAAAUCCACCUCAAAUUGAAGAAUACAUGCAACGAAUUGCAUCAUUAUGCGAAGGAGAUCAGAAAUGUAAUGAAAAGAUUUGGUGGUUCCAUUUUGCGGACAUGGAGCAGUUUCUGAUUGUUUUACAGGCCACAUGGAAGUGGUUCAUAGAUCUGGUUAUGGAGGACAUUGAUGGCGGUCUUGGUGCAUAUUCGGAUAUCAACACCAACAUUAGGGAGUCAGCAUCAACUUCAGAGACAUUCGCUGAUCAACGUCAGCUUCAGUUUAGAGCAGCUUCAGCUUCAACAGACAAAAAAGGACACUCUUGA